CGCACGCACAAACUGUGUCCAAAAAUUGUCAACAAUGCAAAGACAAGUGGGGGUCCAGAGCUUCGACAUGUGGCAUGACUACAUGCAAUUGGGCAGACUGCUGGAGAAGCUGUGCGACAAUCCUGACGGGGGCCACAGACACACCGAGGGCCCCGAGAAAGAAGCGGCAGCACCUUGGAGCCACGUCCAAACCUCUCGGCGGGGGGACCGCAAAGACUCCACUAGUUCAGUGAGCAGCCUCUCUGACACCAGCUGCAGCGGGACUUCCUCUGACUACUGCCGCUUCUGUAAGCAGAACGGGGAGUCUGCAAGAGUUUACCGGUCACAUAAGUUGAAAUCAGACGACGGGAAAGUGAUCUGCCCCAUCCUCUGGAACUACACCUGUCCCAUCUGUGAAGCCACCGGGGACCACGCUCACACACGCCGGUACUGCCCGCAGGCACAGCGCAAAGAGGCUGCGAGGAUGCUGCCAGGGUCCAGGUUCUAGUAGUACCGGACACUGAAAGACUGAUGACACUGUUCAUGAUUACCAAAACAUGUUUUGGCUGUGUGUUCAUGUUUACAAAGACUGGUGAAGGUUCCCAAGUAGGUUGAAGUGAAAUGUUUUAUGUUGUUUUUGACAUUAAUAUGUGUUAUUGUCAUUCUGCAGGCAGUCUGUCUGCUGUGGGUAGUUAGUCAUCAACAACCUUUUCCAGCGUUGGAUGUUUUUUUA
Messenger RNA from Cottoperca gobio, 712 nucleotides. RefSeq names its product nanos homolog 2-like. Gene Ontology annotation, molecular function: zinc ion binding; RNA binding. The transcript has a single exon. Lineage: Eukaryota; Metazoa; Chordata; Actinopteri; Perciformes; Bovichtidae. Bases 35 to 487 code for a protein of 150 amino acids. The record is from RefSeq and is a predicted model, not a curated record.